GGCGGCUGAGAGCCAGAGGAGAGGGGACACAGACCGAGGAGAGAUGUCGGAACCAGCCACCAACCCCGCGGCCACCUCCUUCCCGGCGCCCACCCUGUCUCUGCCCCUGGGCCUGGAGGUUCUGAGGACCUACUCCGGAGUUCUGGUCUGCUUAGAAAUAGUUUUCGGAGGGCUCGUAUGGAUCCUGGUGGCCUCCUCCAACGUGCCCGUUCCUCUGCUGCAGGGCUGGGUGAUGUUCGUGUCCGUCACCACCUUCUUCCUCUCCGCUGCCUACCUCACUCUGCUCGUCACGGGUUUGGCUGAUCGCAUCAACACCGACUGGAACUUCCUGGAUGCGGUUUACCAUUUCACAGCCUUGCUGUUCUACUUUGCUGCCUUUGUGUUAGAGGUAGCAACUACAGCAGCAAAUGGAGGAGCUCACAUCAAUCCUCUGCCAAACAGCACUGAAGCUGUCCUGUGCAUAACCUACCCUCGAGGCAACAUAUUUACAGUCCUGAGUGGAACACAAUACAAUAUUAAUGUGGCAGCCACGAUAUUUGCAUUUUUGGUGACGCUAUGCUACGGCUGCAGUAUGGUGAUGGGCAUCAAGAGGUGGAGGAUGUAACCGGGAAAAUGAACACAAACUAAUUUUACAACGGCUUCAUAACUUCAACGUGUAUUAAAGCAUCAGCACCAUCAGACAGGGCACUGCUCUCCAGCUCAAUUAAGUGCACACUUUAGUAUUUCUUCAUGGGAAUCUCUUGUCAGAAAGCAACACUUCAUCAAAUUUCUGAAUCUGUCAAGAUUCCUGGAGAAUAAUGUUCCUAUAAGAGUUAAUCUUCUGAGACAUUGAAGUGAGCAGUAUGAAGCAGAUUUUGACUGGGCUGUAGAAGGAACAUAUAUAGACAUUUGUAGAAAUAUGAAUUUGAUUCUGCUGUUGCUAACCAGCAGUUUUGCUGUUUUGCAACUUUUCCUUUCCAUUCUAUUAAAAAUUGAAUAGGGGAAGUGAAGGAAAGCUGUCUGUGGGCAGCAUUUUGAAACCAGACAGCAUAAUUUUGUAAGAUAAAAAUGAUGCUUCAGCGUUAUGGUUUUUCAUGUUUAUCAUACAGAUAUUGCCCCAUUCAGUCACACGCUCUCACACAAAGAAAUAUUUCAACAACGCGUGCCUACGUAUGCUGCUGAAAGAGGAUGCACAACAGAACAUUAAUUUGAUGUUUCAGAGACUCUGAAAGGCAGCGUGAUUGUAUUGGCUGUCUCUCAGUUGAACUGGUGCUACACAGCUGUAAACUGACUGUAGUUUUAACAUGACUGUUAGGACGUUUUUAUGUGGCCAUUAUUUAAAAUGAGCUUGAUCAGAUAUUUGAAUGUCUUGUUGUUCUUGAUUUUAUCAGUAUAUAAUAAUAUUAAAAUUCUAUUCACCAGUGUAAUCUUUCUGAGUGUUGUCCUGUUUAGCUAACUUCCCCAACUUAGUGGUAAAUAAAAUUUAUCUAAGCUCUGGG
Molecule: messenger RNA, 1478 nt
Organism: Stegastes partitus (bicolor damselfish)
Lineage: Eukaryota; Metazoa; Chordata; Actinopteri; Pomacentridae
Gene: mal2
Product: mal, T cell differentiation protein 2
Exons: 4
Coding region: 44-604 (186 amino acids)
Biological process (GO): myelination
Cellular component (GO): membrane
Molecular function (GO): structural constituent of myelin sheath
Source: RefSeq, a predicted model, not a curated record